AAGGAAUGGUUAGAAAUCUUCAAUGAGACGGUACAAAUAUUAUAUUUCUUUUGGGAUAAUUAGUCCAUCUGUGGUUGGAGCACGUUUUGUAAGUUAUCCGGAUACACGUGGCUCUGGUUUUCGCAACAAAUCCAAAUUCAUUCACCAAAAUACGUACAAUGAAAUUUACGCAAGUAGUGUAGUUUCUCAUGAGUCAUCGGCCUUUCUCGGCAUUUUCCGUAGGCAAAUCUAAAAGAACCAAUCAGCUUCCAAUAUUGACAUCAAAUCGUCCAAUCAAAAGGCUCUAACAACACCUCGUGGUCUUUUCCAACAUGGCGGGUGAGUCCACCUCACAUCAUUUACUUUGUUUCAUAAAAAUUUGAACUUUUUGCGCCAAAUUCACCAUUAUUUCACUAUAUUUCAGAUUUGGAAUUUUAUCAAGAUGAUCCGGACGAAAAUUCAGAAGACGGUAAGGUUAUUUCUAUACAUUUAUGUCAAAUAUUCAUUAAAAUUCAACGUCGUCUAACAGAAAGAAAAUGUGCUCUGUAUGUAUGAACCGUUAUGAACAACGAUCGUUAUGCCCUUUCGCGCCGUCCAUGUUCUCCCCCCACUAUUUACUAUCCAAUGCAUAAUUAUUUCAGACUUAGUCCUUAUGAGACGUUCAAUUUGUACCUAUCUAUUGAAAAUAUAAUGGUGUGCAACACACUAUAACGCAUUAGAUUUAUUUUCUCUAGGGUCAAUGUGUUGAAAUAGGACCGAAUCUCCAUUUCAUGAUGGGGCGAGGUCAUGUGACCAAUCCUCCGCGACCUUUUCAACUUGGCCCGCUUUUCUUUUUCCCGCCACUGCUCCUGUUUUGAAAAGAUCAGUGUUCACCAAGAGGUUGUGUGUGGUGCUUAACACUUUUUUCUUAUCCAGACGGUGAUUUUAAAAUUCAGUUUAAUUUUUAGUGUGCUUUUAUUAAUACGCCCUGCUUAAAAAUUACAAUAUUAUUGACGGCGUGCCAAAUUUUUCUCUGAAUAGUGGACAUUGGUUAAUGAAAUCGAUCGCCUUGCCUUGUGCUACUACACAGCGCCCCUGGCUACCGUAAGAGGAACCGGCAAAAAGCACGCUUACUCAUUGAACUGCUACAAAUUUUGAAUGACAAGGCGUUGUCUUUGUAGUCCUAUAAAUUUUUAGGAAUUUGCGCCUUUGUUUCCCGAGCUUUAUUAAAUGUAUUUUCAAUGCCGAGCUAUAUUGAAUGCAUUUUUAAUUUAUAUGGACAUGGAAAAAACAUCCACACUCAGCGACUUGCCUUAUGAAAAGCUUAACAGAGAUUCCUGAUAGCCGAAAAGCUUAAAAGAGAUAUUAGAAUACAAUAUAAUUCGGAAUAGGCAAUUUUUUUCAUGAAAUAAACGUGACAUAUUUUUGGAUGGCUAGUGUUUGAUUCUCAUUCAGAUUAUUUUGCUUUCUUACUUUAUAAAGUUUAAAAAAAAACAAAAAACCUUGCUGACUUUCUGAGGCCUCACUCAACAUUUUUGACUUUGAAAAUAAGAUUUAGAAUGGGUAUCAAUAUUUGUUUAAGUAUUAGCUUAUUUUUAAAGUGUUUGUAGACAUGUACAAUGUGUAGUUGUAGUCCUAUAAAAUGGUAUUUUAUCAGAUUUUAUAUUUCACGAUUUUUUGCCUAGCUCAAUUUGCAGUACAGUUUAUAGUACAAGCUCUUCUACCAAUAACCGAUAAUCCAUUUCUUAUUUCAUAGACUAUAGCUUUGACAAUGGAUUGGGAGAUGUUGAGGAUCUUACUCCCCUUCAAAGACUGGAGAAAUACCUUGAUAGUGACAACAUUUUUAAUAGGCAAGUUUUAAUUCAUCUUCUAAGCUACAUGUCAAAUUUUUAAAUGCUAGGCCCUAACCUCAUACACGUAAAUUCACAAUUUUUUUCUUUAAUUUAUCACUUGUUUUUUUAUCAGACAAAUGCUGGCUCGAGGUCUUCUUGAUACACUUAGAGCUGUGUAUGAAUCUGAGGACAAUUGCAAUGCAGUUCUGGAUGCUAUGGCUCGACUAUCAGAAGAUCCGGGUAAAGUGAUUAAGAUAUUAUUUAUUUAAAUUCUGUAUAUUUAUAUUUGUCAUUUUUUUCGAUCUUCAAUUAAUUAAAAAAAAUUUUUAAAAACUUUUUUAGAACCAUCAGUCAGAUCCGAGUUGAUGGAACAAGUCCCACACAUUGCAGUGUAUUGUCAAGACAAUCGUCAUGUUUUUGAGAAUGCAGUACCUCGUUACAUUCUUCCCAUGGUGGUUCGCUACCUAAAUGAUUCUAACAGCCAGGUAUGUAACUCUAUUACUAUUACCAUAUUCUAGAAAUACUGUACAAUUUUUGUUCCAGUCUAUAAAAAGUCUUAACCCACAAACUGGUCAGACAAAAAUAAUUGGCUGACAUUUUUGUUCUGUACUGUGGCGGCCAAUGAAAAAAAAAAACACGGUCUGAUAGCAACUUCCAAUGCAAGAUUUAACAGGAGUUACAGCCACUUCCUUUUAUUUAAUAAUUAAAUCAUCUUCCGGGUCAAGCUGGUUUUUUUGUGAUAACUUAGCAGUAAGUACUUUUUCAUAGAAAUGUGUCCGUUUUUUGUUGUUGUUUGUUUGGUUUUUUUUUUAAAAAAAAAAAGAAGCUAAAAUGGCUGAAGCUAUGGCUGGGCCUUCAGUAUGAGUACUAAUAGAAAUAUUUUUGAAAGCUUUUUAGGAGAGGAUUUAAGUGAUACUGAUGAUAUUAACAUUCCCCAUGACGAUCUCAGUUUGGAUUCUUCUUCUACUGAAUCUGAUACUAGUCUUAGUGAUACUGAAGCAGGCCUACUUUUAGACUUCAAGCCAGGUCCAGAGAUUGGGCAAGGACUGACUGAAUUUUAGUCACAGAAGCUGCAGAUUAUAGAUCAGAACUAAUAAAUUUUAUAAUCGGUCCCACAGUUCCUUUUUAAAUGUUUACAAGUCAAUGACUUUUCCUCAGAUUUUGUAUGUUGUACUUGAUUUUAGCUGUGGUCCCAGUUUCUUAAUUUUUUUGCAGCAAUAAAUGACCUAAAAUUGCUUUCAGAGGCUUAAUUGUAAUCAAAAACUUAGCAAACUAUACAUUUUCUGAAAGAUAGAUGAAUUGGCUACAUUUGUAUUAUCAUGGAAUCUAAAAAAAUUAAUGAUUUGAGCAUGUGAAAGCAAGACAUGUUGUGGAUCCUCAUCCCCCCCCCAUAUUGAGCUCUCCAAGGUCAAGGACACAGAAUAAUUUUUUGUUUAUGGGUGGGCAAUAUAGCCAACUUUAUCCACAUCCAUUUACCCUUCUAAAAAUGUAUACUUUUUGGGGUCUUAUUUUAAUAUUUCUGCGUGAUUUAAUGCUGUUUCUAAAGGCACUUAAAAAGCUCCCACACUACUGCAUGAUCUAUUCCACAGUUUGUGGGUUAAAACGGCUUCACAAUCUUGUUUAUUCCCCCAGGUUCGCAAAACAAGUCAAGCUGCUCUGCUUGUAUUGUUAGAACAAGAACUUGUAGAAAAGUCAGAUAUAGAGCAGCAGGUUGUUCAUGUUAUCCUAGAUUUAGCAUCUCCAGAAAAUUUAGAUGAUUAUCGAUCAGAAGCUGCUGCUGUAAGUUUUAUAUCAGUUAGCAAUAAUAUGCAAGAAUGUGGAUGAGUGAAUUUGAUCUUUUAUGUUCCAUUGAUGUCCUCUGCUAUAAUUUUACUUUUCUAUUUUUUUAAUUUUUUUUUUUUUUUUUUUCCUGGGAAAGUCUCCACUUUUUCUUUUUUGAUGUGAAAGACAUGGGUAGUGAGAUGGUUAACAAGUGACACCUUACUACUCUGUCUUUUGCAUUAAUGAGAAAUUUUCAUCACGAUGCAUCACAGACCUAGUCUCAAACUUAAAUGUAGUGUAUAUGUCAAGCCAACAUCGUCAAUGCUGGAUGUUAUAGUAAAUCACAUUGGGCCUAUCACAGCCAGCUUUGAUGAGCGUUGUUCUGACUAAACGUUGUAGUCCUGUGGGUAAAAUUGGUGUUACAUCAGCAUGUUCCUUUUAAACAUUUUCUUUGCAGUGUUAGUUUUAAGUUUUUUUAUAUUUUGUUCUUCAGCAUUGUUUCUGAUUUGUUAAAAUUUAAAGUCAAAUUAUUCUAAAAUGUGAAGUGUCUACUUUAUUGAUAAAACAAUGUAUACUGCUCUGGCCAGGUGGUUGGGAUGUGUUAUUAUGCAUAUCACAGCCUGCUUGGAUCAGUACAGUGUCAUUUGUCAUCACGAAGACUGUUGUUUUAUGCUACCUGAAUUCUCUAGAUAAUCACCUUUGUGGCACGUCAGAGUGACUGUGAUUUGUUGAAAGUGGUCAUAUCACAGCCAGCUUUGAUGAGCUUCAAAACUGAUGAAAUGCUUCAGUUUGGUUUGAGGAUUGGUAUGUUGAAAAGGCAUCGUUUGAGUCACUAAGCAUUAGGUGAGCUUGGUGCAUUAUUUUCAAAGACUGCUAGUUUCUGAGGCAUCAUAGUGACUGUGAUGUGUUGGCAGAUUAUUCAUAUCACAGUCAGCUUUGAUGAGCUUAGGAUUUAAGCAUCAACUUCUCGUUUAUUGUGCCCUAUGUUGUUAGCGUAACAAGUUGAGCUGAAGUCUUUGUCUGGUGAGUGUCAAGUUAGAAGCAGAGCCUGAAUUGACAAGGUCAAGACCAGGCUACCCUGACGUCAAGGCGGUUGUGAUGUGGUGAUACUAACACAUAUCACAGCCAGCUUUGAUGACAGGGAUACCUCUAAGCUGCAGAUUUUAAAGAGUAUUUUGUGUUUCAAUCAUCUACCUUAAGUUUAGUGGAAAGUUAUUUAUUGUUAUUUGUUUAAAUUAAUUAAAUACCAGACUGUUUCACAAUGCUAAAAAAUAAGUUUAAAAAAUGUGAAAACUAUUUAAUAUUGGUAAAAUUAUAUAUUUUGAAGUUUAUGUUCACUGCUUAUAUAAGAAUUGUUCAUGUUACUGAUUACUAGAUUUGGGUCAGUAAAAAAUUGUCAAUAUUUGUGGUAAAAAACAAGAUAGAUGUAUGACACCUUUUUUAGGCAUUAUCAUAGCAUGAUGUGAGCGUAACUGUGGUUGCACUUUAAUAAUUUGUUGGUAAUUUUUUUGAAUUCUUGCUUAUCUUAUAUAUAACUGCUUCACUGACUAUAUACUUUAUUAUAUAAGAGUUGGUAUGGAGCGAUAGUUUUUAGAAAUUUUAAUGUAGGUUGUGCAUUGUUUUUUAUCAUUUCCUUUACUUAAUGCUUUCCAGCUCAUGAGUAAGAUGGCGCCUCUAUUAGGAAAGGAUAUUACUGAACGCCUUUUCCUCCCAAGAUUUAGUGAAAUGUGUAAUGAUCCCUUAUUCCAUGUUAGAAAGGUAAUCGGUUUGCAAUUUAAAAUAGUAAUAUUUUGGGUUAUUAAUGGAACAAGAAUCUAGGAGAAAUAGAAAUGAGUUCAAAAUAUAUAUUUAUAUAUUUCACAUUGAUGCCCAAUUUCUCUUACUUCCUUUUGGAUAAUACAGAUGUCUCGGUAUUAAAGGCCUAACUUCUGUCAAUAAAACGUUACUGCUUCUACCAUUUUUCUAUGGCAGACUUUUGUUUAUGAACUCAUUUAUAUUUCUUUGUUGUGUCUCUUUUCUGCUGAAGGCUUGUAGCUGAAACAUUUUCCUUUUACUGUCCUUGUCUUUUCAAUAUACCUUGUUCUAAUAUUUCAGGGUAUUUUUAUGCAGUUUAAGCUUUAUUGAAUUAAGUGGUUACAACACAGCCUUAUUUUAAUUUUGAAAACAAGUAUUCCUAUUCUUAAGUUUACUCACAAUAUUUCACAUAAAUAGUAUUUUGUAUUUAAAAUGUGAUAACUCUGGGCGCUGAAUACCUUGCCUCGCAUCAGCGGAUAUUAGGGCAAGGUUUCAGUUGUUGUUUUUUCAGAAAUGAAACAUGUAAAAUAAAUAUUUAGUCAUAGCUUUGUUCAUUAUCUUUUUUUUCCCCAUAGUCUUUAUCAUGUUAAUUGCUUUAAAGCAAUAUUGACAGUAUUUACCUUUUUAAAACGUAGUGAUGUUAAUAUUUUAUAUAUUUUUAAUACAAAUAUUUACAGGUUUGUGCUGCAAACUUUGGGGAAGUAGCAAGUGUAGUUGGGGUUAAAAACUGUGAAGACGUGCUGGUGAGUUAAUAAUUUUUUUGAAAGGGGCUGGGGGUGUGAGAUAGGCAGGGGAUGGGCAUCCCAAGGGGGUGCGAGAUAGGUAUAUGUGCUGUACCAACUGUUUGAAAUAUGUAUUUAAAUUAAUGGGAUUGGUGGUGGGAUGAGGUACUGCAAAACCAUUGACUUAAAUGAUUCCUUUGCAGGUAGACCUUUUGCUCUAAGAAUUUAAUGUGAUAUUUUGAUCUUAUUUGCUAUUAAACCAGACUUGGGGAACAUGUGGCUCGCUGUUCCAAAAGAUUGCCUACCCCUGGUUUACAAAAAAAACCAAAAAAUACAGUACUGAAAGUGCAUUAUGCAUAGUGCAGUUAAUCAACAUACAGGUUAUAAAGUAUAUUUGGCGCUUGCUAUAGUUCUCAACUGGACAAAAGCCAUUUUUGUACACAUAUACCUACUUAUAAUAUGUGGAUAUCUGAAAUUUCCAAAUAAUAUAUUAGACGUGAUAAAGUUAUAUGAUUUCAUUUGUAUCUUUAGCUUCCAAAGUUUUACCUCUUGUGUGAAGAUGGAGUUUGGGGUGUCAGAAAGGCAUGUGCAGAAUGUUUCAUGACAGUGUCAUGUGCAUGUUCUUUGGAGACCCGCAAAAAUGAACUAGCUAAUCUGUUUGUAAAUUUGCUCUGUGAUCAGUCAAGAUGGGUAAGUUUUCCCCAAAUUUACUUUACAUUACUUUAUAAGAGCUUUCUUGUAUUUAUACACUUCCUUAAAUUUAGUGUUUUUGUCCUAAUUUGUUUAUUAUAUAUUUCAAGGUUCGGAUGUCAGCCUUUCAGCAACUUGGACCAUUUAUCUCCACAUUUGCAGAUGCAGAGAGUAAAGGACUAGUUAUUAAUGACGAUGGAAGCCUUAGCUUUAAAAAUGCUGAUAGGUAAGAUAAAAAAUUAGGCUGUAUGACUUUGUAACCCUUCUAUGUAAAUAUUAUCUUAGUUUUUGUAUAUAGAAUGUAAUGCGAAGUCAAUGUUUUAUGUAGUAACUGCAAGAUAUUGAAAAAUAAAUAUAUUAAAAAUGCGUUUCCUAUUUUUGUAUGGUAUGCACAUUUUUGUCUGGUGAUUUUUACCUAUUUUCUUCCCAAGAUCAACAUUUUAUUGUAAUCUUUUAUGUACUCUUUUUCACUUGUUUUUUUUAUUUAAAAUUUAUUUUCAGUUUUGAUGAUCUUGUUGGAUCCUUAGCUGAGAAGGAAAAUGGAGAUUCCAAUUUGUCUGGAAUUUUACAGCUCACAUCUUUAGAUACUGUACACAACGACUCAACUUUAGAUGCACUUACAGACCAAUUAGAUUUAACAUCUAGUGACAUUAGCAACAACAGCAGAAUGCAAGAUGAGGCAAUGCUUGUGGAUAGUUGCGAUGUUAAUGGGGGGGUUGUUGAUGAUGAAAUUUUAAUGGGAAAGGGUAAACUUGUGUUUGAUUUAGAAGAAAAGUCUGUUGAGGAGAUAAGGGCAGAAUCAAUAGAGCAAAGUUCAUUAAAGAACAAACCAUGCAGCCCAGUGAAUGUGACAGACGCUCGUCAUUCUCUCUGUGAUAUUAGUAAUAGCAGUAAUAACGUCAACAGUCAACUAGCCCCUGAAACUGACAUAUUUAAAUCUCAUGUUCAGUCUAGUGUAUCAGCUGGUACUGAUCUGAAACAGGAUUCAGCUGAAGAUGUUGAAAUUAAGUGUGAUAGUAUUCAUGAAGCAGGUAGUGGAGAUUCAAAAGGAGGUGAAGGAACAUUUAAUGUGCCUUAUUUGGAUAACCAGAAAGGUGACCAACUAGAUUCUGAUAGUGUAUUUAUGGAAAAUUCUAAGGAGAAAUGUGCCACCAUAACUAAGCUUGAACCUGGGAAUGAUGCCUCUGCUGGCAGAGUCCAUGUUCAUUUAGAUAAUAACUUCAAUACGUUUCAGUACUGGCGCUCUCCACUCCCAGAAGUAAAUAUAGACUUUGACAUAAUAAAUGGACAGCCAACCAACAUUCAUGUUGUUGCUAAAGUAAAAGAUGAAGAUGCUAAAAAAGUUUAUGCUUCAGAGAUGAAUGUCAGUAUAUCCGGUUCUUUCAAAUCUAGGACAGAUUCUUUGAUAAAUUCUGUAUCGGGCUUGUCAUUAGGAAACAGUAUGACUCCAUCAAUUUCAAACUCAUCGUAUGUAACUUCUGAAGUUGAAAAGUCUGGUGUUCGAAUACAUACAGCAAGUGUUAGCACUGUAAGUGAUGUAGCUGAUGAAACUGUGUCCCAUAUAGGCAGCACUCAUGUUUUAGGUCAUCACUUGGGCGAGCAGCAUUUAGCAAUAGUGAAUGGUGUUGUUCAAGGUAGAGUUGACUUUCCUUUAUUAUGAAUCACUUAAGUAAUGUAUAAAUAUAUAAGAACCAUGCUGCAGCAGAUUUUGUCUUUAGUUUCCACAUAAUGCAUAUUGGUAUAUCAUAGCACCAGUAAAGUAAAAACAUCUUUACUUACAUUCUAACAAAUAUACUUUCUGGUUAUUAGUUGUUGACCUAAUGCCCUCAAAUUUAGCAAAUCUGUGUUCUAUGUAUAUAUUAUUUUAUAUUAUUUCUUUCUAAACUAUUCAUGCUAUAUUUAUUUUAAUAGAAUUAUUUAAAAUAUAUUUGUUAUAUCAUAUACGCCAGAGAAUUGGAUAUAAGGCUUUUUCAAUACUGGAUUAGUAAUAUGGAUUAUUUUAAAUAAACUUUGUAGGCAAUUAGAUAUAUCAAAAGUAAAUUUUAAUUAUUUAAAACCUGAUCCUCAAAAGAUUUUUAUAUUGAAAAUUUCUUUGUGUACACUUAUAGAUUUAAGUACCAGCAACAUCAGCUUUAUGGAUGAUAUGCAGUCUAUGAUGGACUUUGGAUUAGAUGAUGCAUCACUCGCUCAGCAACAGGUAUUGUUUUUUUAAAGUAGCUAAGAUAAUUUUGUGUUCUUGGGACAAGCAAGUUGUAAAAGCAAAUUAGUUUUAGCUAAGGAGCGUUUCUUUCUUGGCCUGUUUGUAUAGUUAUUUCUAAACAGUCGAUGCAGUAACAUAUUUCAUUAAAUAAAUUCAUUAGCUGCAAUGGCAGUAUUACAAUUCUAGGAUGGCUAAGUGUUGUGGAGUUUCAGAAAUUUGAAGAUCUCCAAAAAAGUUGGAUAUAGUAUUUGAAUAGAGGGUGGAUUGUUUAAAGAUUUAAAGUUUAAAAUUCAAAAUACUAGAUUCAUUGUUAUUAGUACCAAUACUGAGUAAGUUCCAAUUAGCAGUAGGUGGGCAAACUCGAGCCCGGCAACUGAUAUUAUGCGGCCAUCGAAGGCAUUUAGAAAUGAAAAAAAAAUUACUUGGUAUUAAAGUUAUUUUGUUGAAUUUUACAGAAUUUCAUGUACCAAUUGUUCUAAAACAUUGUUUAUCAAAUUUCUUUCUGUCUAAUUUCAAUUCUUUUAAACAGUCCUUUACUUUUGUCAAGUAAUGCUAAAAUGUGAAUUUACAGAUUUUAAUAUAGAGAAAUGUUUAUCGACAUGUAAAAAUGGAACAUAACAUGCAUGCGGCCCCCCAUUAGCUUUUCAAAAAAGUUUGCCCACCACUGCAACAAGCAGUGCUUCCUUAUUAAAUUGGCUCGACUCUAAUUUUUGCCCCUUAAUAAUUAGCAUUUCCAGCUGUGGAAUAAUGAAUUUAUAGUCAGGCUUAUUUAUUAUUUGUCAGAAACUGUUUUGUUACUUUUUCUUAAUUUCUAUUCUUUUUUAAUCAAUUCAAAACAUGCAAUAAAAAGGUAUAAUUUUUGGCUUAUCUUUAUAACUUAACUGUGUGUAGACUGUAGAUAGUUUUGAAUUAAAGAGUGUAAGAUGUUAUGAAAUUAUUUAUCUUAAAAUAAAUCUUCCAGAGUAUUGUUCCACAAUUGCUGUUAGAAAAUUAUCUGGGUAUGGUAGAUCCAUCUCGUGCCCAAACUGUGGAUGGAGAGAUCACAAAACAUUGUGCCUAUAAUUUACCUGCUGUUGCAUACACAUUAGGACGUCAGAAUUGGCAUUGUAUAAAGAACUUAUAUGAGAGACUAGCACAGGAUAUGCAGGUAUUUGGAUUGUCUCUUUAUACUUUAAGGGUUAAACGGUAGUUUGGUUAGGAAAUGCAGGCAGUUUAAGGAAGUUUAGUUUGGUCUCAACCUAGAUUAAAUUUUUUUCCCAGUAUGAUUUGAAAAUUUUUGUUUUAUAAACUGUUUGCUAUAUUGUUUUCUCAAGUUAUUUUUUUAGACUAAGUUAUUUAUAAACUAACUUUACUCUUAUAAUUUUUAGCAUUAAAAGUUUGGUGUAUUAAGAUUUUUUAAUGUUUUGGGUUUACUUAAUAUGAUGUUGUCAAUUUCAAUCAGUUUGUUGUAGACAUUACUUACAGAAAGAAAAUCUUUUAAAAUUUAAGUUUUUGAUUUGGGAGUGUAUAUUAUCAUAAAGAAUAGCAGAAAAAAAUUCAGUAAUUUCUGACAGGCAUUACUCCUUAGGUAUUUUUGACAUUUCAGUGGAAGGUUCGUCGCACCUUGGCAUUCUCUAUGCAUGAACUUGCUAUGAUUGUUGGAGAUGAAAUUACUCAUACAGAUUUAGUACCGGUUUUUGAUGGUUUUCUCAAAGAUCUAGAUGAAGUACGGAUUGGUGUAUUGAAGCAUCUUGCAGAUAUUUUUCGGGUAAGAAGUUUGUACCAUUUUUUAAAUCAGAACCUUCAAGCAACCUUUAAAAAGUUAAACAUAAUACAAUCAUAAAAUUAAUACAUCAUCAUUGUGCAUGGAAGUUUUUUUAAUUUACAUAUUUAAAGUCUUGAUUAGUUUGAUUCCAAGAGUAUAAUGAGUUAUAAAUUUUUUGUUUACUAAGCAUACCUGUUCUUACGAUUUUGGCGUACAGUGUACGAUUUUGAGAUGUCUUUUACGUUUGUACGCCGAGACCCGUCAGAAAUACAAUAUGACUAAAAAUAUAUACAUGCCGUAGUUUUGCUGUUUAAAAAAAAAAAGUAAUAAAAGCACAUCUUCAGUUAUUAGUUUUAAUUUGCAUGUUACAUCCAGCAGUGAAUGUUAUGAGAAAUAUGAUGAUUGGUUGUGGGCCAUCUAUAAUUAUAUUACGUGGAGUUGAUUGAGGAGAUUUUGUGUUGGGGUCUAAAUAUGUAAUUAUUUAAAAUUUAACACAUCAGAUUUUCAAAUGAUAGUGUAGGGGAGGGGUGUUUUGUCAGAAAGUACGCAAGUUAUUAACAAAUUUGACAAUAUUCAUUCUGAAAUUCAAAAAAAUUUAUCUUUUGGGCAAUGCUUUGUAGUAAUUAUUGUCAUGUAUUUUCACAUAUGAACUAGCUAGGUACACUCGGUAGUAGAGAUAUUACAGUAAUAUUUAUUCCACUGUCUUCAAUGUGCUUGUGACAUUUAUUUUGUGGGAAUACGCCAGUGGUUCUAAAAUAUUAAUUUCCCGGUGCCUAUGCCAAAUUUAUGUGUUCACCAGGCUCUUUGUGUUAAAUUCUAACAAGUGCACUAUGAAAUAGCGCACACAUAAACAAAAUAAAUUAAAUGGUUAGGUGUAAAAUAAAUAUAACAUUAUGUAGGUAACUAAGUGCCAACUAGUAACUACAAACAGUAGUUUCUCAAGGGGGAAACUGCACCGUGACCGAAAGAUUAAAAGUGGAAAUAAAGUAAUGAAAUUGAAUAUUUUGCAACAUCACUGUGAGGAAGCCGCCACCACACAUAUAGAAAAAUGUGCACCCACCAGGCAGACCAGUAGAAGGAAUAUUUUUAGCAGCCCUUGUCUUUGUGAAGUAAAUGGGAUUUUAUAGUUUCCCUAUAAAUUCCCUAUUAAGGUCAUUCCUAAAAACAAUUUCGGCGCCCCCUUAUUUUGGAGCCUGUUUCACCUAGUCCUAUACUCUUGGCCCUGCCUGUGCUGUAUGGCAUAAUUUUGUGACAAUUACUUCUUACAGCUGCAGACCUGUUUAAUCUUACGAGUUUAGUGUACAAUGUACGAUUUUGGGGUGUAUACAUUAUAUAUACAGUAUGUUAUUUUUAUACUAUUAAGAUAAUGUAUUGAGCUAUUUUGUGAUAUUGUACGAUGAGUUUGAGGGUCACGGGUCUGUGGCUGGCAAGUGCAGAAACUGAGAAAACUUGAGGAUACAUUCACUAAUUAUUUCUCAGCAAUAUUAGAUUCCGACAUGUUUUAUAGGAUCCGUGGGAAUCUAAAUUAGCUUCCUAUUUAAGAUAAAUCUAAGCAGGUGUACGAUUUUUAAUGCCCCCUCUACCUUUCACCCAUUUACAACUUGUAGUAGUUGUCAGAUUGUAAUAUAUUAACUGGAAAUUGGCAUAAUGGAUAUUGAUUAUUUUUAUUAAAAAAUAUAUAUAUAUUUUCCUAAAAAUUCAUUCUCAAGUUGCUUGGUAGGUAUGUUUUUUUUAAUGACGCCUUAAUUUGUUAAAUAAUUUUAUAAGUUUUAUUUUAUGCUGAUCUGACUUUGAGAUUGAACCAUGUCAAAUUUCAUUUUUUUAAGGAGAUCCUUUUGUUCCUUGAAGAUUCGUUUAUUUUAAACUUUUCAUAUUUAAAAUUGUAUCAUACAUAAAUAGAUUCUAUAAACCAUUCUGAUAUCUUCUGUUGAAAUGAAGUGUGCUGUGUAUCGUUGGGCAUGAACAAAAAUUUUUGGGUAAUAGUUUUAAAAAGUGCUGUGACCCCUGGCCUGGGCUAUUACGUCCUGCAUCAAAAGGCACCAAAUGGCAUUCAACUUUAUUUUAGUUCAUUGACUUUUUUAACUGAAAAAUGUAAUAAAAAAAAUUGGACUUAUUUUACUUAUUCAUUCAAAUGAUCUUAUGAUUAUAAAGUCAAAGCAACUUGCCUUGAGUUUUCCAGAUGUUUUUCUGUGAUCUCGCUGCUAAAACUUUUGUCUUUAAUAUGUUAAUGAUCGAAAAUGCAGUCUCAAUGUAUGUGAGUUUAUAGUAGGGAGCUCCUAGUUGUAGAAUCCAAUUUUUUUUAUUUUAGUGCUGCGCAUGAGACAUAUCAGGUUACUUAAAAAAUAAUACAUUUUUUAUAUUUAAUUGCCAGAAAUAGCCUCAUGGGCCUGGCUUUCAGUACCCUUCACUUGCUAAAUUUAUUUUUAAGAGUUAUCAUAAAUGUUUAAAUAUUCUGUAACAUUUGUUGACUUUUUUUCACUUUCACAGAGGUUAAAUGGGUUAUAUGAAGAUGGGAUAAUUUCUAAAUCAAUUUUGAUGUUCUUAUUUAUACUCUUCAUUUCAUGUUCACAGUUGCUUAGGCCAGAAGUUCGACUCCAGUAUCUUGGAAGGACUCAUGAGUUUAUGAAGACAGAUAAUCAACGAAACUGGAGAUUUAGAGAGGAGCUUGCAGAGUGAGUAAUUUAUUGAUUAUUGAUGUCCUUGUUUUAUAUUUGUAGACAUAAGUCAUUAUUUAAAUAUAUUUACUCUAUGUGCCACAAAUGUCAGUAAACUCUGUCCCUUUUUAUAAAUUAUGAAUUACAAAUUUCUGUUUUUUUUUGUCAACAGCCAACUAGUACAAGUGUGUGAUCUUUUCCAUUGUAUAGAUAUAGUUAAUAAUAUAGUUCCACUGGCUAUGGUGAUGUUGACAGACAAGGUGGCACAAGUCAGAUUAGUGGCUCUUAGAUUGGUAUGUCUUAUGGUGUUUCUAUGUAACAUAUUCACUUUGCAAGCUGUAAAAAAAAAUUGAUACCAUUUACCUUUAUAUCAGUGGGGGAAAAAACGUGUUGCACACUAGCAUUAAAUUAACCCAUGGCUGUAAUAGUUGAUAAUUUUAUAUAUUGAUAAUAUUUCAUGUAUUAUCAUUUUUAAAAUAAUCAAUCCAUCUUAAAUUAUCUGGAGUUAUUUUUGUUAAAACUAAGUUGGUGGGACCUGCAAAACCAAAGCCAAUGAAAGUGAUUUUGAUGAUUGUUUUGUUGGCAUUACUCAUGGUAGGGAUAAUUAUAUAAUUACUAGUAGCUGUUCAAGUUCUCAUCAUUGAAGCAGUCGAAUAUAUGGUAUUAAUGAAUUUAAAAGGCAUCUAUAAAUAUGUAGGUCACUUUUAAAUUUUUUUGAAAUGUCUAUAAAUCCAAAUAACUGAUAUCUUUAUAUUUUCUAAACUGAAAGAAUAUUUUAUGUUCUAAAAACUUAUCUAAGAGAUAAAUAGGACCCAACAGUCAAAGUGAGUUGAUAAAAGAUAAACAGAACAAAUGUACUCACAUAAUUCCAACAUUCAUACCAGAAUAUCUUAAUUAAUAUGGAUCACUGGGUUCAUUUUCUAUUAGUUUUGGGUAUUUUAUUGAUACAUUUCAAAGUUACUAAAAAAAAAAAUAUAUCACAUUUGCAUAUGACAGAUCAUGCAUUAAAAAAAGAAUGAUUAUAAAAUUAUUUUCAGGAUUUAUGAGUGUUGUAAAAAAAAAUUUCCUCCAUUAAUGCUUAUUCUUGUGAGAAUUGAAAAGGAACAGACCUGUUUACUCUUACGAUUUUGGCGUACAAUGUACGAUUUUGAGAUGUCUUUUGCGAUUGUGAAAACGGAGAAAACUAGAGACGUUUUUUAAAAUAAUAAAAUACAUGAUCCCACCGUUCUGCACUGGAACGUUGGAUGUGGACAUAUUUUAUAAAAGCUAGUCAGGGGCAUUUAAAAAAUAUUGGUAGAACUCGUAAAGCAGCUCUUUACCCUCAGCGAUCGUAAUAUGACAGUUUGGUAUCACGACUAAUACUGCCCACCCCACCCCUUUUUUUAAACAGAAUAAAUCAUACGACUGCUCAAUUCUCUCCCCCCCCCCUCCCUAUUGGGGGGGGGGGUCCUGCCCGUUGGCAAUAAUUCCGUCACCACCACGGAAAGAUGAAUUACUGGACUGCAGUGUGUUAUCGACUAAUACUGCCCACCCCACCCCUUUUUUUAAACAGAAUAAAUCAUACGACUGCUCAAUUCUCUCCCCCCCCCCUCCCUAUUGGGGGGGGGGGGUCCUGCCCGUUGGCAAUAAUUCCGUCACCACCACGGAAAGAUGAAUUACUGGACUGCAGUGUGUUAUCACUAUGUCAUGUUCAAUUUUACAACUACAGAGAUCUCUUUAUGAAAACACAAAGCAUUAGUAGCUUAUAUGAGUAGGCCUAUAUGCUUACUGCGAAAUAUUGUAAUAUUUUUUAUAGCCUUAAUAAUGAUAAUAAUAUUAAAAAAGGCCUAAUUAGAAUUCACGGAUUUCACAGAUUUUUAGAUGACAGUUGGCUCUAUAAGAGACUGUCAGGAUAAUUAUUGUAUGCAUAAAUGUAGGUGCAGUCUAUUGACCAACACACAACACACACCCCCCACACCAUCAAAUCUAUCAUAUGCAUCCUCUGCGCCUACAUAAUAUACGUAAUAGUUCGAUGGCCCUUUGUUUUACGUUGACAAGGUGCGGCUGGGGGUGGGUAUAAAUAUUUUAUAAAACUUUAUUUUGCGUACCAGGUAUGUUAUACAUUAAUGUCCCAUUUCCCUAACAGCUUUGGUGUUCGAAUUUGGCUACAUUGACGGGUGUGCAUGUUGCCUGAUUUUAAUGUUACCAUUAAUGGAAUCGGCUAUCCUUUUUUUCUUUUUCGGUCCCCUAGUUUAGUUUACCUGGUGAGUAUUUUACGAUAUGGCCUCCACAAAAAGAAAGGCACGGGAAACCGAUGAUGAAGAAGAAACGUCUACUUCUACCGAUAAACAUCAGCUUCAACAGAAAGUUUAUAUUCUUGCUUGAAUAUAAGACACAAUUUACUGUGUUGAAGUCUUCAUAGAAGUGUCCAUCAUACGCCCACUGCACAUUCUGCAAGUCGGACUUUUCAGUAGCAACCAGAGGCAAAAUGAGUGGUGUGGAUUUAGGAGAUAGUGUGUAUGGCACGGGUCUAAAUAUUUAAAUCUAUACAAUCAACACAGUCACCUACAUUUUCAUGUCAGUUUGGGGUGUGUGGAGGGGGGGAGGAUAUUCCUCUGCAGAAAGUUCAUGCAGUAUUUAAAAAUGCUACAAUAUUCAUACCGAAACUUGGAAAGUCCAAAAAUAGCACAUUUAUAUUUCGAAUGCUGUAAAAUACCAGCCAAUGUUUGCAGGAAUUAUCGUGAUGUUGUCAAGAUGUAUUUUCACAAAUGAACUUCCUAGCUAUACCUAAACUCAGUAUUAGAGAAAUUACAGUAAUGUUUAGCGCACCGAAAGGUAAGGCCACGUGUUACGUAUAAUUCGGUGGGCUACGCCAGUGGUUCUAAAAUUUUCGUUUCCCUGCGCCUAUGCCACACUACGGUUUCACCAGGCUCCCUGUGUCGAAUUCUAACAUGUACAAUUCAAAUACACAAAAAAAAUAAGGGUUGGAUAAAAAUAAAUAUAACGUGUAUGUAGGUCACUGAGCGCCAUCUGGAACUGCAAACAGCAAUUGCUUAGUGGGUUACUGUUAACACCACGACCGAAAGUUGUCACAUUGGUUUAAAAGUGAAAAUAAAAUAAUGAAUUUUUAAAAAUAUUUCGCAAGGCCCUGAUGAGAAAGCCACAGCCACCCCCUUGCCCGAGGGCACUGAACACGCUGUAGGAGUAGUUAUUGUAUACAUUAUAUAUACUGUAUUUUUAUUUAUUCACUAUCAAAAUACUGCGUUGUACGAUUUUGAGAUGAUAUUGUACGAUUUUAGGAGUUUGGGGGUAAACAGGUCUGUAGGAAUAUUUUAACUCAAAAUAUACGUUAAACUGCGAUAUAUCAGUUUUAAUCCUAGCUAGAAUGCACAUAGAAAGAGAUAUACAAGUUUUUAGUUUUGCUGUGAAAAGACAGCCUAACAUUCUUUCAUUCGACAUGUAACUUUUGGAUUCAACUAAAGUUGUUUUUUUUAUUUAUCUGCGGUAUAUUUUUGUGGCUUUGUUGUAAAUUUUCUUAUCCUUUCAAUGCAGUUGUGUGCCAUAUUGAAAAAGACUUACAUGGAUGAAGAAAAGAAACUGUUGGCAUCAGUAUGCAACAAUAUAAUUGAGCAAUUUGCAGCUGAUUAUCGAUGGCUGUCACGACAAACGUAAGAGAUAUUGAUUAUUAACCAUUUGCUUUAGUUAUCAGCUUUAAUACCUAUUGUUGUUUUGCUUUCAUUUUAUUGAAAUGCUAAUUAAUUAUUUAUAACAGAAUGCGAUAAAUAUAUAUGUAUAAUAUUAAAUCAACAGAUUUGCACAGCUGUGUUAUGUUAUACUAGAAGAAAACAGCUUACCCCCUGAUGUCUUUGCUCGAAACUUUCUCCCAAGCUUAUUAGCUCUUAGCAUGGACCCUGUGCCCAAUGUCAGGCUUUCUCUUGCAAAGGUUAUGUCACAGAGAAUUAUGCCUUUAGGUAAGUUUCUCAAAAAUUAUUUGAAUAGCUGAGACAGCUUGUAAGCUUCACAAUGCUGAUUUUUCCUAGAUAUCUUCCUUAAUAAAGAAACUAUUGACCACCUUUAUUCUUGAUGAUAAAACUGUUCCCAAUGUAUUACUAAUAUGGUGGUAUAGAGGACUUGUUUUUAACCAAUAACUUCCCAUUGGCUUGACCACAAAACAUUUAUAUUAUCCCAACGUAAGGGGAAUAACUCUAAACUACAAAUUUAGUUCUUUUACAAAAAUAAACGCAUCUCGCUAAUUUAAAAUCCAAUUGAUGUGAAAAAAAUUGCAUUAUGUAGAGAAAUGAAUAAUCUAUCAGAUGACACCAAAUAUGUAGGGGUGUACUAAAAAUUUACAUACAAAAAAAAAUUAAAAUGUUAGAAAAUAUGCAAAAAAUUCAAUUUGUCACGACAAUUUCUGUACAUUUAUUGAUAAAUAAAUACCUUAGUUUAACUUAGCAUGGAACUGAGCAAAACAUAGCUCAUCACAAAGGUGUGUGUUACACAACACACACCCAAAAACAGUUUCAGGUCUUUUAUUCGAUUCAGUGCGAACGUUUUUCUGCCGACACUGAAAACAUUGUUUUUUGCGCCCUGGGAGUCGAAUUCUACGAUGCUCCAAAGAAGUUCCAGGAACAGCCAAUCCACCAACAGCAGGGACCUCCGCCUGUCUUCUUUUCCUUGAAGAACCCUUCAUGAGGCUGCGAGCAAUGUCCAAAUGGAAAUUUAAAUGCGACACUGGCUUUGAUGUCGGGGGAUGUGGCAUAUUUUUGUAUAAAAUAUACGCAUUCAGGGCUGCCGUCUCAACCAAAAACCACAAACAACAUCUCCACCAUUUGUGGCUUUUUCGGCCAAUAGGAUAAUAUGAUCUUAGCUGAUCAUGUCUGUCCACCCCACCCAUAUUAGCAUUGUAGAUAAGUACAGACUGGGGGAUCUGUUUAUCAAUAGGGCCGUCUUUUGUACGGCGUGAUGCAGUGCCUAAUGUAGGCGACGCGUUGGUUGAAAUCAUGGAGAUGGCACGUUUGUCUCUCCACCAACAUGCAACCAGACUCCCUAUCUGCCUCAUUUCACAGUGGUUCUUGUUGAUUUUACCUUUGAGGUCCUUGGGCCAGUGUCUCCUGUUUUGUCGAGUUGUCGCACAUGAAUAGGUGCCACUUGAUAACAAAUCCGAUGCCAACUGCACCGACGAAAAAAAAUUGUCAAAAUAAAAAUGAUGAUUUUUAUUUAGGUAUCUGUUGCCUAAUUUUUGUAUGACAUUAUAGCCCAGUCCAUUGGGCAUAAUGGUGUCGGAUUUCCCUGUAUAAAAAUCAAAGUCUAAAAGGAAUGAUGUCGCCGAGUCACAGCAGCACCAUACUUUGACACCCCAUGGGUGGGGCUUUCCUUUUAUAUAUUGUUUGAAAGACAGUCUGCCUCUAAAAGGUAUCAUAGCUUCGUCAAAAGCUAUAGCAGCUCCAGGUCUGUAUAAUGUAUUACAGGCAUCUUUUACAGCUGUGAUGACUGGUCUGAUUUUAUACAAGGGAUCGUACCCAUCUUGGCCUUUCGGGAUAUAAUUCCUGCUGUCAGCCAGGUGAAAGUAUCGAGAUAUUUCUUGAUACCUAUUUCUUGACAUCACAUCUGCCACACUGGAUACUUUUAACAGAGGAUCUGUUGACCAGUACAUAGUGUAUGCUGGUAGUUUGUGCACACCAAACAUCAUAUUGAUAUAUAUGAAUGUUUGAAUGUCACUGACAGUGACAGGAGUGAAAUUGUUAGCAUUCCUGUAGGCAGCAUACAAAUUGGUCUGGUCAGAAAUCAUUUGUAUAAUUUCAUCAGGAAAAAAUAAUUUAAAAAAUUCCACUGGCUGAGCCUGAUGAUCAAUAUUCAUGUUUACAAUAUUAGGCCCAACACCUGAUGUAAACAUCUCAAUUUCCACUGGAUUGAGCGUAGCACUCCAAGGAAAAGACUGAGUAGUAGUAGUAGUAGUAACUUCACUAUCGACACUAUCGUCGUCGGAGCUCUCACUGUCAGUAUCAAGAUUGCUACCACUAUCAAAAACACUUUCAUCAGGAGUUUCGCCAAAUCCAUUUUCAAUGUCACUUUCAUUGGAAUCACUAUCGCUAUCGCUUUCAUUACAAUUAUUGGAAACCAAACUUUCUAAAAAUCGGAAAGCCAUGCUUCAAAUUCAAUGAUUUUCAAAAAUCCGUAGCUCGCGUGUCUCUCAAUGUAAUUCGUUUCCGUAAAAAGGAAAAGGAAGUAGAUCUUUUCUACUUUCAUACUAUAGCUGGUUUAUUAUUUUAUACCAACGUUUUCUGGUCCAAUACAUCGUUUAUUUGGCAUGUAUAUAUAGCCGGCGAUGGCGGGCGAUGGCGGGCGAUACGGUAUAAAACGCUAGCGGGCGAUGGCGGGGGAUACGGGAAGUUACUGGUUAAACACAUUUAUCUUUCAGUCUAUACUUGCCUACUUUAUGAUUAGCUUUUCUGGGCUGGUGGUAUAUUUUUUAAAGACAGGUUUUCAAGUCUUCUAGCAAGGCAAUGUCAGCAGAAAGAGGGUUUCUAACAACUGCCUUCAGGCAGUUAAUCUAUUAGCUACCCUAACUCCCAGUAACCCAAAUAGCAAACACUUGUAAACGCAUGAAUUUUAAAUUGUAAUUUUACUUACAUAUACGUUCCAGUUCCCCCUAGACACAUUUUUUUUAAAAAAUCUAUUUUUAACCAAGCUAUCCAAACCAGUUUUAAAAAUUGGGGAUGCUAGCCCAACCCCUUAUUUGUUAGAAACUAAGAGGGGCACCUUGAAUGUAUGAUCUCAUAAACAAUGAUUAGCAUUCUUCAGUCCUCAAGUUUAUUACCAGUAGGGGUGUGUUCACUAGAUUAUCUUAAAAUAUAUUUUAAAAAUAUUUCCAGAUUUCUUAAAAUAUUAUAGCUCUAAAACCUAGUAAGCACAUCAUGUUCUAAAAUGUCAUGACUACUUUCAGACUCAUGGGUUAAAACAUAAAAUUUAUGCCAUUAAAAUGUUACUUUAAAUUUGUACACAGUAAAUUUAUGUAUCUGUAUUGAUAUUUUUCUUUGCUUUCGUAGAGUUUUUUACAACCCAACAGAACCCUUAUCAUGAGGAUCUAGUUCAGACUCAGCAAAGAUUACAAUGUGAUGCAGACAAAGAUGUGCGAUAUUUUGCCACCCAACAACCAGGGACAGAACUAUCACAUGAUCAUGACAUGGUAGGAAUCAUAAGCUGA
Molecule: messenger RNA, 20538 nt
Organism: Lymnaea stagnalis (great pond snail)
Lineage: Eukaryota; Metazoa; Mollusca; Gastropoda; Lymnaeidae
Source: the annotation of a GenBank genome assembly